Ramularia collo-cygni is the source of this 885-nucleotide messenger RNA. RefSeq names its product related to THG1 Protein required for tRNAHis guanylylation at 5 prime. Bases 1 to 885 code for a protein of 294 amino acids. The record is from RefSeq and is a predicted model, not a curated record. Gene Ontology annotation, molecular function: tRNA guanylyltransferase activity; magnesium ion binding. NCBI's taxonomy places the organism in Eukaryota, Fungi, Ascomycota, Dothideomycetes, Mycosphaerellales, Mycosphaerellaceae. The transcript has a single exon. Gene Ontology annotation, biological process: tRNA modification.
AUGGCCAACAGCGAGUUCGGAUAUGUUCGUGACUUCGAAACACCAGAUGCAUUGCCUCCCUCAAACUGGAUUGUGGUCCGCAUUGACGGGCGCGGCUUCAGCAAAAUGACGAAAAAGUACUCAUUCGCCAAGCCAAACGACCGCAGAGCCCUGGACCUGAUGAAUGCCGCUGCAGUAGAAGUUGUACGCUCCUUUGUGGAAAUUGUCAUCGCCUAUGGCCAGUCGGACGAAUAUUCCUUCAUUUUCCAUGAGAGUACGCAGCUGUUCGACCGUAGAUCUGCGAAAUUGGCAACUUCCGUAGCCACGGCAUUCACAGCGGAGUAUUGUAUGCUGUGGCCGAAAUUCAUGGAGGGUACGGAUUUGGAGAGACCGUGGCCGACUUUUGAUGGGCGAUGUGUGUGCUAUCCGAAGAAGAAAAUUCUCAGGGAUUACUUGAGMUGGAGGCAGGCGGAUUGCCAUAUCAACAAUCUUUAUAAUACGACCUUCUGGGCGCUGGUUUUGAAAGGUGGGAUGAGCGGGGCAGAGGCGGAAAAGGAACUACAAGGCAGUCUGGCGAAGGAUAAGAAUGAAAUUCUUUGGGCCAGGUUUGGGAUCAACUACAACUUCGAAGAGGAAAUCUACAAGAAGGGAAGUGUCAUUUCGAGGAUGCUAGAGGAGAAAGUUGCAGGAGAUCAAGUCGGAACGUCGAAUGUCCUGGAUGGCGAGAAGUCUGCACAAAAGAAGAAGGUGGCAGAUCCGRCGAGCAAGAACCAGCUGGAAAAGGAGAAAAAGCGGAAAAUGAAGGCGAAGAUUGUGGUCGAGCAUGUUGACAUUAUCGGAAAGGACUUCUGGGAGCAGAGACCGUACAUUUUGGCUUCAAGGCGAGGAGAAGAUUAUGAGGAGUGA